CCUUUCUUGCUCCAGUUUUUUAUGAUCUGACCUUUUAUAUCUAGGAUAUGUGUUAUUCUGGCACUUAUUUUGGUAUUUGGUAUUAGUUAUUUUUUCUAUAACUAGGCAAAGCAUUAUACUGGAAGUUGGAGAUGGAAACCUAAAAUGCUGAAAUACGGAAUAAGAAUUUGCUGAAUGUGUGCUAGUUUUAUUUCCAAGAAGAAACUGUGUCCCAAGGACUUAUCAUUCUCAUGUUUCUUCCUUAUUUCCUAGCACAGGACUGAACAGACUCUAAAUCCCCUUAAAUACUUCAGAAUUUAUUCAGAAAAGAGUGGUUUAUGGAAAAGGGUUUCUUCUGCUUUAAGACCUGCAACCAGUAGGUUGAUUGGACCUAACAAGCUUCAUAAGAACCAUCUGUGGCUACCCUGCCCCAUGAUAAAAGGAAAAUGAAGUAGGGGUGAGCAUAGAGGCAGUGUAGUUGAGGAAGCAAGGGCAGAAACACAAGGCAGAAUGGAAUGACUAGGGGUUAAGGAAGACCAGAAGGCUGGGACUGCAAAGGUUUUUGGGGGACUACAAAAGAUACCCAAGAAGUUUAUGUGAAGAUAGAAGGUCUACACCGGUAACAAAUAGUUAUAUGACAAAGCAAGGUGGAUAAUUGGUUGAAGGAGGGGCAUAAAUGGAGGCUAGAGUAACUGGAGUUCAGAAGUCUGGAAGAUCCCUGGGGGCUAAGAUUGUCUGGACAACCCUUAUCUGUCUCCCCUCCUCUUCUCACAGCCUAAGGUGCCUUUAAAACUCCCUCCUCAAGCAUCAUGCCUUUAACCAGAGUCAGAAGUAAGGCUGAAAAGUCCUUGGCCCUGCUCUGGGGCUGUGAGUUGAACUGGAGUAAUCGCUCAUAUACCUUUGACCCCUUGGAAAAUGGGAAUGGUGAUCAUAAAUUGAUGCUGCACCUGAUCUGCCUAGGAGAGAAGAGCAAUGAUGAUGUGACCAUAGUGGAGAUCAUAUCACCUCCUAAUGAAGAUGGCAAACAGAGACCACCGGUUCCCAUUGCCACAUUGAAGCCCUCAGUCCUGCCCAUGGUCAACAUUUCAGGAAUGGAACUCACUCCCCCCAUUACUUUCCACCUUCGGUGUGGCUCAGGGCCAGUCUAUAUCAGUGGCCAUGAUCUUACUGUAAAUUUAGACCAGUCCUGGAAGGAAGUAGAAGGGAAUGAGGAAGACACAGAAGUGGUAGAGGACGAAGAGGACGAAGAAGAAGAAAAUGAUAAUGAUGACGACAAUGAUGAUGAUGAUGAUGAUAAUUAUGAAGAGGAGGAGGAUGAGGAAGAAGAAGAAGAAGAAGAAGAGGAGGAGGAAGAGGAAGAUUCUAAUGAGAUAGCCCUGGAUGAGAUUUCUCCAUCUAAGCCAGGCAAACGACUAGCUUCCGACAGGAAGACUGGUGUUGCAAAGAAAAAGAAGCUGGAUGAAAAGGAGAGAGCCUCAUCCCUGAGGAGCCCUGAAAUGAAGGCCAAAGACAAGAAGGCAAGGGCAAAAUCCAAGAAAUAAAGGCAAUCUCAGAAGGGGGAGUAAAGGAUCAAGAAACGGAACAGGAACUGGGCGAAAAAUGAUCACAAUUUAAAAGAUAGUUUCUCUCUGCAACUCUGGCUUCUUGGGCGACUUUCCCCUGUCCACCCCAUCACCCCACCUGGCUGGUCACAGCCUUGGCCCUUCCCACUUCCAACUACAUGCAGUUGACCUGGACCUCCAGCAGAGGUCACGCCUGUGCCGCUAAUGCAAGCGGUCCUUCCAGGGCAGUCCUGCUCCCAAUCCUGAGCAAUGCCUUGGGACCACUUUUCCUCAACUCGGAGCCACCUCUGGCAGAGCAGCGGACACCUCCCAAGGUCUUCCUCCCUUUGUCUGGGAGUUCUCAUCUUAAAGGAGGCCACUUGUUGGGGUUUUGUCUUUUUCAUAAAUUCUUCCGUCUUCUACUUUG
Messenger RNA from Sarcophilus harrisii (Tasmanian devil), 1947 nucleotides. RefSeq names its product nucleophosmin/nucleoplasmin 2 (gene NPM2). NCBI's taxonomy places the organism in Eukaryota, Metazoa, Chordata, Mammalia, Dasyuromorphia, Dasyuridae. The coding region runs from base 789 to 1520 and encodes 243 amino acids. Gene Ontology annotation, molecular function: RNA binding; histone binding; chromatin binding. The record is from RefSeq and is a predicted model, not a curated record. Gene Ontology annotation, biological process: chromatin remodeling; positive regulation of DNA replication. Gene Ontology annotation, cellular component: nucleolus; nucleoplasm; cytoplasm. The transcript has 10 exons.